AUGGCUGAGGCAUUCGAUGAGACGAGGACGCCCUGGUUCAUCCGACGAUUCUGGGAGUGGCUUCAUCACCGUCUCGAAGGUCCUGGUGGCGGCCCCCAUUCUAACUAUGUCAACCCGUGGGCAAGUGAUCCAGCGCGCCGCUCUUCCCUCAUGCGCCGGGUUGACCGAAUCAAACAUCGCGUUGAAGUCCAGAUACUCGAAGCAGUUGCCGCAAACAUACUGAGAGUCAUGCGGCAAGAAGAUGGUCCGACAAUUCUGGAAGUUGGAGCCGGAACCGGAGGUGCCACUCAGGCUAUGUUUACGGGGCUUGGGGGCGCAUACGGCUCAUACACGUUCACCGAUAUAUCCAGCGGUUUCUUUCCUCAAGCCAAGAUCAAGUUCGCAGACGAGGUUCGCCGGAUGAUAUUCAAAACUCUGGAUAUCGAGACGGACGUUGUGGAUCAAGCAUUGACGCCGGCCACGUAUGACAUAAUCGUUGCCUCAAAUGUUCUGCAUGCUACAAGGGACAUUGAAGCAUCACUGAAGAAUGUGCGGAAGCUCUUGAAGCCAGGUGGCUUUCUUCUGCUACUUGAAGUCACAUCAGUCGACAAAGUCCUCGUACCGUAUCUAAUGGGCGCGGUUCCGGGCUGGUGGUAUUUUGAAGACCGGUGGCGAAAGGACACAUUCAGUCCCUUGUUGACGACGGGAAAGUGGCACGAGGUACUCCAAGCCUCCGGUUUCCAGACUGGUACAGAGCACAUAUUCCGAGAUAUGGAACACCCGGAAGACCAUCUAUCCAGUGUAAUGGUGGCUCGAGCAACGGACGAAGACUGGAUGGCAUUCCGAGAGUGCGUUCCAACAUCAACCACCGAAUUCUCUGCGAAUAGUCUUGUCAUUGUCAAAGGCAAGGAAGAAAACGCCAUCAGCCAUGGCAUGGCUCUUGAGUUAAAGACAAGAAUCCUCGGCGUGUGCGGUGAUCGCGUUACAGUCACGAUUGUAGACGGGCUACAAACGGCUGCUGCCAGCUCGCUACUUCCCAGCAGCAUGGUUAUCGUCCUCUCGGACAUCGAGAGCCCGUUGCUAGGUAGCCCUACGUCCGCUGACUGGGAGGCCUUGAAAAUUGUUUUCAGCGGCACCUCUCACGAUAUCUUCUGGGUUACCAGUGGGCGUGUGCAUGGGCGGGAUCCCAAUCAAAACAUGAUUGUUGGGCUCGGCCGCUGCGCCAGAUACGAGAACCCGGGUCUCAGGCUUCGCUUCAUUGACGUGGAUGACUGCACCUCUUCUGAUGCAAUCCAGCUUAUCUCCAGAAUUGUCUGGCAAGCGGGGUUCUUGUCGUCGAAGGAUGCAUCCGAUGUCGACUCAAAAAAUGUCACUUGGACGAACUCUGCAGAAUGA
Colletotrichum siamense is the source of this 1374-nucleotide messenger RNA. It is a transcript of the gene apdA, whose product is annotated as Hybrid PKS-NRPS synthetase apdA. Lineage: Eukaryota; Fungi; Ascomycota; Sordariomycetes; Glomerellales; Glomerellaceae. The transcript is spliced from 3 exons. The record is from RefSeq and is a predicted model, not a curated record. Bases 1 to 1374 code for a protein of 457 amino acids.